Messenger RNA from Wasmannia auropunctata (little fire ant), 9744 nucleotides. RefSeq lists its product as uncharacterized. Bases 5998 to 8733 code for a protein of 911 amino acids. NCBI's taxonomy places the organism in Eukaryota, Metazoa, Arthropoda, Insecta, Hymenoptera, Formicidae. The transcript is spliced from 17 exons. The record is from RefSeq and is a predicted model, not a curated record.
UAUAAGUAAAAAUAAAUUAUAUACAUAUAUUUAUAUUAUGUUUAUUAAUACGUUUCUCUUUAAAAUUCAAUUCAGAAAAAAUUCGUCAAUUGUUCGUAACUCGAGAAAUAUGUUGGCAUAUCGAUAGUUUUAAUGGAGGAAGAAUCUGUUUCAAAUUGUUCAUAGAAUCUGUUGUUAAAAUUAAGCACAAUUAUCGUGAAACAUCGUGUAUAUUUACGAUAUAUGCAUAAUCGCGCAAUGAUAAUAUUUGCUUCUUUUUUCCUUUACACGCAGCUGUCUGCCGUUCUCGUUAAUGUAGCGCAUUUUUAUCGCGUCAUUAAAGUCUAUAUAUGAUGUUUGCGACUACGCAUUAUCAAAGUUGCGAUAUGCAUAUUAGCUGCGCAUACUUUUUUUUGCACGUAGAUACAGAGUAUGUUAAGUAUAUGCAUAGUGGAAUUAUAAUUUUCAUAUCAUAGUCUUACGUGAGUAUUAAUAGUGUUUUUGUGUUAAGAUUAAAAAGUUAUUUAAGGAGGGCGGGCCGAGAAGGCAUGGAUAAUAACGAGAAAGACAGUGAAAAAAAGAAUUGUCGCGACCAAGGCCAUUGAUAAGCGCGCACAGUAUGUAUCGUCAAGUUAAAAUGUCAAUGAUCGAAUGCACAAAUGACUCUCAACUUGACACGUUUAAGGCGAGUGAAAUCAGCGACGAAAAUUUUUAAUAAUUUAAUUUGCAUUGUUUCAUUCCUUUUCUUCCAAAUUUUCAACAAACGAUUUUUAAAUUCGGGAUAUAUAUAUAUAUAUAUAAUUUUUUUUUUUUCAUUGCAGAAAUAUAGAGCGUUCAUGAUUCUGCGCUUUUUUAUCGCAUUUUUAAGAAUUAUUAUUUAUUAUCUUUUAAGCGCUAAAUAUAUUUUACAUAAAUUAUAGAUAAUUAAUGACUGAACACGAUCUCGGACGCUUUUGAAGAGUAACAAGAGUGCAAAGAGAAUUAAUUUCAUUAAUAUAAGUCAACUUAGCAUAAUUGUAAUCAGUGCGUGUGAUUUUACAUUUUGAAAAUUUGCACGUAUUUUCCAUAAUGUGUAUAUUAACAAUUGUCGCCGGCUUCACUCGUGCGAGUGAAAAUGUUGGUGUUUAAGCUAUAAAUGCUUAUAAAUGCGCGUGCGGAAUGACUGCAAAUUAACAUUUAUAAACAUUAAUUAAUAAGUAUCACGAUACCGAUACGCGAAGAAUUCUAUCUUCCACGGUAUUCUUCACUUUUAAGCGUCGCUUCGUCCUGCCUUCGAUACCUAUACAUAAGUGAGAUACGUGAGAAAGAAUCGUAACAUUCGCGCGUAAAAUUCGUAACAUUAGAGACCAUGAUCGAAUUAGGACGAGCGACUUGCACGCGAUACAUGUGGUUUUCUAGUUUAAUGGUCAAAUGUAUAUUCAGAUAAAAUUUUUGGAUCCAUCGGUAUUCCAAUAAAACUCGCGCAAGACGAAAAGCGAGCAAAAGCGACUGUUGUCAUGUAAGAUAAAAUAUGCCGAUAAUUACCCGAAUGCGCAAAGCAUAAUCGAAUACGAGGCGCGAAUGGGGAACGUCGAAACUGUCUAGCUUUUACGUAAGAGAGGAGGGAACUGUUUGAAAUCGAUAUACAUAUAUAUAUUUGAAUUUCGAUGAUAGAGAUAUGUGAAAACGAUCUCUAUGUUUACUCUUGGCAUGGAAAGAAUGAUGAAAGAACAGAUCAGUAUGACAUACAUUUCUUGCAGCAUCGAACAUUGAACUCGAUGAAAUUAUUGUUGCCGAAAAGAGAGCGCAUGCGAGGAUAUAUUAUGCGAAUCAUAAGUCGCCGUUGUUGGCAUGCCGAACUUUACCUCGAAUUGUGAUAUGUUGUGCUGAAUGAUUGCGUGUGAAUCAAACAGCGUCCGUCAACAGCCAUCGACUGCCAAACCCUCGAGAUUUCUCUCAUAGAUUCCUCGCAGCGUGCGUUAGGAUUCGGAGCUUACGGGCGGGCGAGAAAGAGAGAGAGAGAGAGAGAGCAGCUCGUCGUUGUAUAAUCACUGUGUUUUUCACAAACAUCUUUUUGAAUUCUUUUAAUGUGGGGCCGAGAGAAUUUGCGAGUAUUUGCGAUUUAUAUUUGCUAACCGUUGUCAACCGUUAUUUACAUACCUACAUGAUGACCACUAUCUUAUUCGGUGCUGAGGAAUCUCAGUGGCAGAGCAAUACUCUUUCACACAAUUUUAUCAUUUUUUCGAGAUUAGACCUAAACAUUCCCCAAUUUUUUCCCUUUGUCUAUUCUUUUAUGCAAAUAAUUCAUUUCAUUUUUUCGCACAAACGCAAGAGCGAAAGCAUGAGAGCUGUAAUGCAACGUGUAAGCACCGAAGGAACGGUUUACAAACGGUUUACUUUUCUGAAAGUGGACGAGACGAGCUCAAGGACACCGCGAAGUUUAUGUAAUAUUUUAAGCGAAUGAGAUGAAGAGCGACAAAACUACUUUGUAUCGAAAGAUACGUUCUUUUAAUUAUAGCGAAAGCGCAAAUUACAGCGAGCACCGAAUAUGGCUACUACUUCGUUUCGUAAGACGUAUCUUGAAAAUAUUUCUAUGUAAAUGAAUGACAAAACAAUAAAAAGAGUAUACGCUGUACAAAUCUUUAUUUCUCACUUUUUUAUAAUUGUAUAACGAAAUAAAUAAUGAAACUUUUAUCGAGUCAUCGUGAGAAAGAUUAACAGAAAUGAAAUAUUGCAACACCUCACGGAAAUGUAAGUGUAACUUUUUCUCUAUUUAGAGAAGCGAAUUGGAAACUGAUAGAUUUCGAGUUUGCAUGUUUUUACGCGCGCGUGUAUCGUGUGAAUGAAAUAUUUCUUGGAGCUAUUUUUAGACGGGCGUCAUCGUCGUGCGCUAUCUACAACUGAAAGUUCGAAGGCAAUCGCCACGUUUGUUUUUUAUAUGAUCUAGAAGAAAAUAUCAAGGAUUUUUAAUUGUAAUCAAAUAUCGAUUAUGUUAUCAAAUAUCGAUUAAAAUAAUAUGAAUAUGUUAUCAAAUAUCGAUUAAAAAUUUCAGGGAUUCUAAGUAUGCGUGUAUAAUUACGUUUCAAUGUAACAUAAGUGAAUAAUAUAAUGUAGUGAUAUAAACUGAAAUUCAUAAACGAGAGAAAUAUAGAUAAAACAAAGCCAGCACAAGUUUCAAUCUUGAGAAAUUAUAUUCAAAUUAUAUAUUCAAUAUAAAAAAGAUUGUAAGAUAAUAUACAUCGCAUUUAUCCGGCUCAAUUCGAACAAAUUGCUCCGGUAUGGUAUUUUUGUUUUAUUCAACGAUCAAUUUUCAACUGUAAUCGCGAUUAUUCGGUCUUGUUUAUGCUAGGUUAUUAAAUCUAACAAUAAGUUCAAUAUCUUACGAUCCAAUAUCCGAUGUGACCGUGGCAUCGCAACUAUUUACGACGAUGAUGGAGCUUACAUUGCGUCAUCGACAUACGCUUAUUCAAUCUCCAAUCUUUUACAAUUUGUUUUAUUACACAAUUAUUUACAUUUACAUAAUUUAUCGUAAAUUUAUGUUAUUCAUAUUUGAUAGUCAAUAUAUAUAUUUAAAGACCGUGCGUGACUUACAAUCAGAUUGUUCAACUAUUUCAAGAUCUAAAUGUUACAAACGGAAAAAAAUUAAUAAAAUUUAAUAAACAAUGAAAAUAGUGUUUUAAAAAUUUCAAUUUUAGAAGAUUUUAUUGAAAAAGGUAAUUUUUCCAAAUCUGUCGCUGAAAUCUCUAUUGCGUUCUCUAGUCGUGAAUUGGAAAAUUAAGCCUUGUUUUUGUAGAAAGCCAUUACUGAUUUUAUAAAUCAUUAAUUUUCUCUAUAAUUUUUCCACAAGUUGUUGAAAUUUAUCAAAUAUCUAUAUCUUUAUAAAAAAAAAGGAAAUCACUAUAAGUUCUUAAGAUAUAAGCUGGGCAUUACAUAUUAUUCAUAACGUACGUUACAAUAAAAAACAGUGGUCCAAAAAUUGCCCGGUUCUGCAUCAGCAUCGAAAAGAUGUCACAGGGGACACAGGAUGGCUACGUAAUGUCUACGAUUGCACAUGUACGUGCCUUUUAUAAAACUAUUUCUUUCGUCUCUACAGUUUUUACAGGGCUUUUUGCAGAAAAUAUUUUUUUCCUUUUAAUCUGUUAUAAAUACAUCUAUUUUAUUUUAAGUGCGAAAGACGUAAUGCAAUACUUCUUAAAAGAAUGGAUCUUAUUCUAUGUGUCAAGGUAGCGGAUGAUGAUUCGUCGCGAGGUCAACUACUGGGUGAGGUGGUGCUGCACAACGGAUCGAUAUAAGACCGAGGUAUACUACACCAGCGAAAUAUAGGACGAAUCAGAAACUUUAAUACUUUUUUCAGACUAAAAAAUAUAAAAAAGUAAACGCUGUCAGAAUGAAGAAGGAAAAGAGCCAUUUGGAUUUACAUUUUCAAAAAUACAUUACCGAUUAUUCAAUUCCGAUCUCUGAUUCUGAGAAAUGUUUAAUUAAUUCGUAUAUUGAGAGUUUAAUCUUUGUAUAUGAAGUAAUAUCUAUUUAAAGUGUUUCCAAUAAAGAUGAUGAUUAGCGUAAUUGAAUCCUGUUUUUUUUUUUUAGUAGGACGCAAAGACACUUUCUUUAUGGCAAUAAUUGUCUCUCUUGUGAUGUGAUUCUGUGUAAUUCUGAAUUGUCCUAUACGAAGUCAACCCAUGAGGGUUGCACGUGAUUUGUGCGAACGUACGUCUAUAUCUCUGCAGAAUAUACAAGAUAAAAUUUCAACUUACAUUUAUAGAACGAAUUUUCAAUUUCAAAUUCUAAUAAGUAUGUACGUAAUAUAGUUAAAAAAUUCUUAAAGAUACUAGAUUAACAAAUAAAUUGACUCAUUAUUUUAAUACGAAAUUGACUCACAAUCAGUUAAUGUGAAAGUCUAAAAGAUCGCUAUACAUCAAUAUGAAAUAUCCAAAAGAAUAUUUCAUUGAAAAAAAAAUCGAUUCAAAGCGGAUUAAAAGCGAUUAAAAAAUAAUUGAAUGGUACACUUAAGGCUAUUUAAUUAUUAUAAUAAUAUUAUAUUAAUUAAUAUGAACAUGAUACUUAAUAUUGUUUUAGAUGCAGAAUGUAUGUAAACGAUAUUUUAUUACCUCCAAGAUUCUUUCUUCCUGAUCGUGAUGACGUCUAAUAAUCUUAUCCUGGGGGAGGUGAAGCGCGAGGUGAAGGACUCGCAUUGUCAGUGGCACGGGGUGGCUCGAAGGGUGCUCGAAACCCGAACGUUAUAGACGGAUUCUGGCGGGGGUUGCCCCACCGAGUCGACUGAGCGAGUCUGUGUCGUGUCGAGCCGACAGAAUCGGCCGAUUAAUCGAAAGUCAGACUGCCGCGGACCGUCGCGUCGCUGUGACGCGCGACGCAGUGACGCCGGCGUUGCAAACCAAGAGUACGAAGCGUCCAUUUUCCGCGAGGAGGUAGGCGUCAUCAUAUCGCGUCAGUCUCGUCAUUGUUAUCGUUAUUGUUCUAUACUGUCCAUCGUACACAAUCGAUAUCGAUUACGCUUUUGAUUUCUCAAAAGUUACAAUACUUUACAUAGACAGAUAGCAUCCCGAAAAUAUUACGUACUUUAUUGGUAACCGAUGACCAAUAAAGAGAUUGUUAUUAAGAUGACGAGAGAUGAAAGAAGCAUGCGACUUUUAUGAGUCCAAUUGAAGGAUUUCAAUUUUGAUUUCUCAAUCAAAUAGUUGGAGGUUGCGGAUCCAACUUGAAGACCGACAACCCCUACGUUCAUGAAUGGCUGGUCCAGUUAAACGUUCAUGGAAAGAUAUGGGCUAGAAAUCGAUGGCCAGGUCUGAUUGGAUAGAAGGUCGCAGAUUUUCGAAGCGGAAGCGAACGCACGCUAGAUAUUAUAUAGGCACGCGAGUAGACGACGACGACGACGACGACGACGACGACGACGAUGAACAUCACGGUUACCAGUGCCGUGUAGCGUGGCCAGAGGAGCCCAGGGUAUAUGUGCGGCGUAUUAAUAGCCAAGUAUAGAGCAGUGGUGGGGCCGCGGUUGCUCGCGGGUGAAAAUAGAAAAGAAUGUUUUUGGAAUCCAAUUGGACUUGGUUGGCAGAACGAUGGGGCAAUAUGGCCGACUUGGCCGAGCGGGUGGAUGAUCUGAUAUGCAGUUUCGACUCGACUGGUGAAACGACCAUGGAUACGCUGUCGAUGCUGAUAUUUGGCUGGAUGUUGUUUGGUUUGGUGGUGUUGUGCGUCGGCAAAUAUGUGUACAAUCGUUUUGUGCUGAAUGAGCUCACCGCCGCCGCUACCGCUGGUUCCGUCGCUUCAUCAUCACAGCUUGGCAAGGAUGGUCAUGCCCGUCAUGACGAGAGUGUCGUGACGACAAGUACUGCUAGUUCCAUCGUUGGAAAACUAUUCGACAAAUCCAAAUCGGUGUCACCAUCGUCAACGUCUUCGUCAUUGCUCGCGAGGGCUGGUACCGGUGGUGCAGGUGGUGGUGGUGGUGGUGGUGGUGGUACCGUUAGUGUCAGCGGUGGCGGCGGUACCAUUAAUGCUACUACUGCUGUUGCUGCUGCUGCUGCUGCUGCUACUGGUAGUAGUAGUGGUACCGGUGCGAUAGCAGGUGCGAGAGCCCCGUCGCCAGGCUACGUGCCACCCACGCCGCCGAUCAGGAAACGUUUGACCCGGAAGACUUCCGGUGCUCUCAUCAGUCCGUCCCGAAGUUCCAGAGCGCUGCAUCUUCCGACCGCGACCGGUGCGGAUGCUGAGGCCGUGCGCUGGGUCAACGAACUAAUCGUGUGGCUUCAUCACGAUCUUGUCAUCCUCAACGAACUCUUGGCCACUUGGGUAGUUUCCCUUAAUGAUUUCUCCGCCGGCUCCACCGACGAGCAUGGAGUUGGUGUCGAAUUUGUUCGAGUACUUCCAGAGACUUAUCCGCCAACCUUGUCAAAUAUCUUCUGCGAAUGUGAUUCGAAAAACGAUGUGACUAUUACUUGCGACUGCGAGGCUACUCCAGCUUUGCAGCUGAAAGCAUUUCGGCAACGAGGAGAUAAGGUGGAGAUUAAUCAUUAUCGAGUCAAUGUCAAUCGUUUCCGCGCUCGUCUAAACGUCGUCUGCAUCACCGAGAAGCUGCUGGUCGAUCUGAAAUGCGACGGUUGGCCAGAGGUAAAGAUCUCUCUAGCAGCGGUGGGCACAAUAAAGAAAGACUUGGACGAAAGCCAAUUGCAAGAAGUGGUAACAGAAAUUGUGGUGGGUGCCCUGCGAGGCACCAAUGUUCACCUCAAUCUUUCUCAAUAUCCCACAUGUCCUCGAUUAUGGAGAGAGCCGCCUCCUCAGCCAGGCUUCUCAUAUCCUACACAUUACGACGGUGUAAAUGCCUCGAAUUCAAUGAUACAUCAGCCACCACAUCAACGCCUUCAAGGAUAUCCCGCAUCCUCGUCUGCUCCAAUGCAAUACGUGCCUGGCGAGAGGCGUUUGCUCGUGAAAGUUGUAAGGGCUAUCGACCUCGGAGGUCAACAAGGAGCCGUGGAGCCUUACUGUGUCGUGGAGUUGGAUGAGCCACCGCAAAAAAAUCAAACCUCUAUAAAGAAAGACACGAAAAAUCCGCUAUGGGAUGAGGCGUUUUUAUUUGAUAUAAGUCACAAUACGAGCGAAGUGUUAUUGGAGGUGUUCGAUCAUGUACACAAAAGUCAAAGAUUCUUGGGGCUAGGAAUCGUAGGCGUCGAGGAACUUCUCAUGAAUCCAAGUCAACGACAAAUUAUACCUCUUCAAGCACGGCCAUACGAGGAUGAUGACAUUACAGGCACCCUCACGGUGGAGUUUCUGUUUAUCGAGGGUGCGGAAGUACCGCAAAUUGGGACCAAGCCUUAUAAAGUCAAGGAGACGAUAAAGCCUAUCUCGCCAAGCCGGUCUUACAGCCAAACAAAUGUCAUCAGCAGCAAUAGUCUGAACUAUAACAACGACUACUUGACAAAUGGCAACGUUGUGGAUUCACCCUAUAAAAGCGGACAAACAAAUAGUAACAAGGGAACCUUGAUUGUACAUAGUCAGCAAAGGCAACCAGAGCGACAAAUUGUUAAGGUCGCUCUGACGGAGACUGGAAACUGGCAAGAGAUAUCCCCGGACUAUGGAACAAAAGAUGUCAAUGCUAUCUCGGGACCAGAAAGCACGCCCAAUUCCUCUAAUUCGGAAGAGAGAGGAAGAACACGAAGAAAACGACGUGAUUUCUUUGGUACUAUAAAGAAGCGACUGAGUCGAUCUAAAACGAGAAGUAAAUCAGUGGGUCCUGAAGAAAUCAAUCACGAAGACGCUCAUUCAAGAUCUAUAUCCGCUGAUAGAGCUCACGAUCCUGGGUCUGCUCAUCUGUCGGUACCAGAGCAAUCGAGACGAUCGAGUUUGAGCGAAGCCUCGGGUAUAAGCGGAACAUCCACAAGAACAUAUGUCAACGAAGCUUCCACGCUCGUUCUCGAAACUUUGGAGAACGGUAUAAAAAAACACUACCUCGUACCACUUUCCCUCGCACAGAAAAGUAAAUGGAGAAAAAAAGGGACAAAACUACACAUAUUUAAUGAUCAUACAUUUAUCGCCAAACACAUGGCAGGAGGAACAGUUUGCGAAGUAUGUAAAAGAACUCUCGCACGAAGGCUCGGUAAGCAGGGCUAUGAAUGCAGAGACUGUCAGAUGAAGUGUCAUAAACACUGUCAUGUGAAAGCCGACAUCACAUGUCCCACAUCCACUAUCCAGAGCAUCGAGUUGAUGUGCAUCAAGGUUCCGCCACUCGAACGAAAGCCUUCUAUACUUCUGUGUUCGCGAUAACGUUGUCGCAUUAUACGAUACGUUACAUUUCGGACAUGCGACUUAUUUUUUAAUACAAGACAACACAACGAUGAUGUAAUCCAAAAGUUUCUGAAAGUUUUAUGCCUUUCACAUUUUAGUUCUUCCAUUUUCGAGAUGAAAAGCGAUAAUUUAAGCUAUGUAUUUGUCAAUAUUUGACAAACACAUACAGUUAUUUUACGAAAAGAGUAUGCAGUACGUUUCUAUUCACGCUAAUGAAAGUAGAUCUUAAAAAUUUGUUAAAUUUAAUUUAAGAUACAAAUUACGUGUCCUACAAAUUACGAAUUAUUGUUUUGUAAAAAGCAAGUGAACGUUAUACAUACAAACGUUAAGAUAAAAAUUUAUUCUGCAAAGUUAAAAUCCCUUUAUCUUUGCAAUACGAUGGUCAAAUUUUGCACAAUUAAGAAUUAAUUAUCAUUUUUACUGCGCUUUAAUCUUAAUAUUUUAUAAUAUUGAUCGUCACUUCUUCAGCGUGAUAGAAAAAUUAAGAAUUUCGACUCUGAAGUGAGAGUUUGAAAAAUAUGUAUUAUCGUAUAAUAUGCAAAACUUACAAGAAACAUCUUUGUCGUAUCUUUACAACAAUUUUCAAGCUUUCUUGUUCUCCCAAUAAUGAUGUAGUGAUGUAAGCUUGUGCUUCGUCAUUGACCAUCGACCAGCAUCUAAUUUCUUCCGGAAAAAGAUCGUCGAGUUAAAUUCAGUUAUGUUAUCUUUUUAACCAAAAAUGCGAUACAAUACACAACUACAAUAAGAUAUAUACUGUAAAAGAGUAUGUGCAAUUACAUGAGCAACAAAUGUAAAAAUCUUACGAUUUAUUAUAUUAUGGAAUUGUGUAUACAUUUAUGUACAUGAAAGCGUAUUUUGCAAAGAAUGAACGAAUUGAAACUCUACUGUUUGCAAGAUGCGCGCCACGUAUGUGGCGUACGUGCGGUGCAUGGUGUGUAUAUUUCGCCGAUAACUGCAUAAAAUAAUUAAUAAAAUAACAAUAUUAAAAAA